AUGAGUCCCGCAGAUAAAGGAGAAGUUUUGGCGCUGCAGCAAAGUUUGGCGACUUUGCUGCACGGGGCUACGGACAGCAGCAGCAGCAGCAGCAGCAGCAGCAGCGCAGCAGCAGCAGCAGCAGCAGCGGGGGAGACGGACGCGGAGAGCGAGGCGAACGAGGCGGAGUCUGGAGAAGAGGAGGAAAAAGAUGAAAAGAAAAAUAAAAAUAAUUCAAAAGGGACUUUUAAAUCUUGGCAUGAAUUGACGGAAAAACAAAAACACGAAAUCCUCAUUAAAGCCGUCAAAAAAUACUCCCAAAGGGCCCACAAAAAAACCAAAAUCGUCAAAGAACUCGACGAGGAGUCGAUUGUUUGCCAGCGCGAAAACCCUUUUUACGUGGAGACAGUAAAGGCCUUCAGAGACAGAAGAUAUAUUUUCAAAAAAAGAUUAAAAGAAGCUCAAAACAAACUGCAGCAGCUGCAGCAGCAAAACGGACCUUUCCAGGCGAAAAAGGAAGCUGCCGUGAGGCCUCACCAGCAGCAGCAGCAGCAGCAGCAGCAAAACCAGCAGCAGCAGCAGCAGCAGUAG
Eimeria necatrix is the source of this 570-nucleotide messenger RNA. Its product is annotated as DNA polymerase , related. Gene Ontology annotation, molecular function: DNA-directed DNA polymerase activity; DNA binding; single-stranded DNA 3'-5' DNA exonuclease activity. NCBI's taxonomy places the organism in Eukaryota, Apicomplexa, Conoidasida, Eucoccidiorida, Eimeriidae. Gene Ontology annotation, cellular component: epsilon DNA polymerase complex. Gene Ontology annotation, biological process: DNA replication proofreading; mitotic cell cycle; nucleotide-excision repair, DNA gap filling. The record is from RefSeq and is a predicted model, not a curated record. The transcript is spliced from 2 exons. The coding region runs from base 1 to 570 and encodes 189 amino acids.